CCAAUUUUAUUCACUAAUUUUUAUUACUUUAGGAUUUAUUUCUGUGAAGUAAGUCAACCUUUUUUGAUGAUAGAAACUUAUUUUAUAAUUUCAUACCCAAUAUGAUUUUUGUUAUUAUGAGAAUCAAUUAGUAAUCAAUAUGAUAAACUGUUACUUAUCAUAUCAGUUUGUUUGAUAAGAAAAGCUAUAAACUUUUUCUACAAAUUAUAAAAUAAUAAAUUUCCUACUGUAUCUCCUCAAAAGUUAGAAACUUAGGGUAAACAAAAAAAAUAAAGUUAAAUAUGUACCCGUUUCAUUUUGCUCUGUAUUAUUCUUUUCAAUUCCACUAUUUUUCCAAAUCAUUAACAUGCAGAUUCUUGUAAACUUUUGAUUUAAUCUAUAACAGUUUUGAUAUGGUUCUUUGAAACAGCAAAUGCAGUGGAGUAUUGUUGAAUUUUAUGUAUUAUAAAUAACAAAUUUAUUUCUAUUUCAGAUAUAUAAUUAUGACCAUGGAAGUUGGAUAUGAGAUAUACAAUAAUAAUGUACAUGCUUUAAUUUUUUUUAAUUAGAUUUUUUAUGAAUACCUCUGUUAAGACUUAAGUGUGAUUGUGACAUGUGCAGAAAAGUGUCUUACUGACUUUGUGGUGAAUGAAAGACAGUAGUCUUAUUGAUUAAAAUGUCAGAUGAGGAGGAUUCAUCCCCUGACCAGGCUCUGGUGCCCUUCAACAAUGUACCAAUCCUGGGCGUCAAGCGUCUCAAGCAGAUCGAGACGAUGUUCCUCUCUCGUCGAUUGCAAGGCCCCAGGGCUGCAGCCGCAGGGCUCAGUGUGGAGACCUUGCUAGACGUCCUGUUGGUACUACACGAUGAGUGCUGCAAUAGUUCCCUGAGGAGGGAGAAGGCGGUCGCCGACUUCAUACAAUAUGGUGAGUGAAAUUGGAGGUACGAUAUAUUUUGCUGGGUAAUCAUUUACUCGUUUCUUGCGCUCAUUUUCACGCGCACACAAUAAUUGAAACAUACAAUUCUCAGACAUUUCGGAUCCCUUACAGGUUCUGUGUUUACUAGACUAAUAUUCAGUUUCACAAACGAUCUUUACCAAAAUAGGCGUGAGGGGGGGGGCAAUAUUAUAGGUAUAAUACUUAUUUACAGUUUAAAAAAUAAUGAGCUUUACAAAUCUUUUGAUACACAUUAUAGGCUACGCGGGACGGACUUGCUUCAAAAUCUCUACAUGAAAUAUUUAAUAACAUACACCUCAAAACUAUGAUUAUAUAAAAUUCGACUUCAUGGAGCGUGGGAGGGGGAUGGGGGGGUAGCUGAGUCUGAGGUUUAAUGACGACUAAGCUGUAAUGAAUAUUCUGUUCUGUUCAGCUGUAAAUUUGUAUCGGUAACGGGGCGCUUUAAACUAAUGAAAAUUUUAAUGGAUAUUUGUGCAAGGGGUAACAAUUAAUUUAUUGCUGGUCGAACGUCUUGUAUGACAAUUAUGAUUGCCGUAUACUUAUGUAUAUCUAUUUCGGAAGAAUUAAGUUUUAAAAGUUUUUUUCUGAUAGUAAUUUAUAUGACAGCUAUUAUAACUUAUUGUAACGGUUUACUAUGUAAAAAGAAACCUUAAUAUAGCAUAAAAUAUAUAUUAAGGUACAUAAACAUUCACAUAAUAUUUUACUGAUACUGAUUUUUUAUAUAACACAAUAUAAAGAAUCCGGUCAGCUGUUAAGAAAGUUGGACUACAUACUGAAAUAUUCUAAACCAUUUAAUGUCUGUCAACAGUAAAGCCUGUGGUAACAGCGUUGAAACGGUUACGGUUAUCGCGAGAUGACUUCGAGCUGGUGAAGGUUAUAGGGCGCGGCGCUUUCGGUGAAGUUUGCGUUGUGAGAGCUUCCUUCAUGCAGGGCGCGGAGGGCGGGGUAAACAUGGCGGCGGUGGGAGGCGGUACAGUGUCCACUACAACAGGAGAACGAGUAUACGCUAUGAAAAUACUCAAUAAGUGGGAAAUGCUCAAGAGAGCCGGCACUGCUUGCUUUCAAGAAGAACGCGACGUACUGGUAUUUGGCGACAGGCGAUGGAUCACAAAUCUGCACUAUGCCUUUCAGGACGAACAUAAUCUGUAUCUCGUUAUGGAUUACUAUUGCGGUGGUGAUCUCCUCACUCUGCUAUCUAAAUUCGAAGAUAGGUUACCGGAAGAUAUGGCGAAGUUCUAUAUCGCGGAGAUGAUACUGGCCAUACAUAGCGUCCACGAGCUGCGAUAUGUGCAUAGGGAUAUCAAGCCAGACAACGUUCUAUUGGACGCGAGCGGUCACAUUCGGUUAGCAGACUUCGGUUCAUGUUUGCGGUUAGGUGAUGACGGCAAGGUAAUAUAAGAAUAUUUAAUCUUAACUUGAUUCCAAUUCCUAUUGAUCAUUAUAGUACAUUAAUUAGUUGUUUAUUUAAAAAACUUUAAAAAUAAUCUAUUUUCGUCUGUUUCAAAUAGGUCACAUUAAAAUUUAUUUAGUUUUCUUUGUUCUUUCACAAUGUUAUGGCAUAUAUUUUUUUGUGUGUAGCGACCGAAGCUUUUUGGAAACAGAUAUUGUCUAUUUAUUUGCCUUUUGACACGCGGGUUAUAUAAGGUUAUUUGUAAAAGGGUUAUUUUAAAACAAAAUGUAAACGUAAUAAGGACAAAAAUAGAAAUAUAAACUAAAUGUCAACAAACAAAAAUACCUGAAUAAUAAAUGUUACUAAUAUUAUAAAGGCGAAAGUUUGUAUGUUUGUUACUUCUUCACGUAAAAGCUACUGAAGGGAUUUUGACGAAAUUAACAUAGGAUACUAUUUAUCCCACUAUGAAAUAGUAUAAGGAAUUGAAGUAAGAGAAGUAACACCAGUGAGAAUUUGUAAGAGUAACUAGAGUAAAACGACGUGCUACUGUA
Molecule: messenger RNA, 2873 nt
Organism: Diatraea saccharalis (sugarcane borer)
Lineage: Eukaryota; Metazoa; Arthropoda; Insecta; Lepidoptera; Crambidae
Source: the annotation of a GenBank genome assembly